Penicillium digitatum Pd1 is the source of this 1059-nucleotide messenger RNA. RefSeq names its product Fungal transcriptional regulatory protein, N-terminal. Gene Ontology annotation, biological process: positive regulation of transcription by RNA polymerase II. Gene Ontology annotation, molecular function: zinc ion binding; sequence-specific DNA binding; DNA-binding transcription factor activity, RNA polymerase II-specific. The record is from RefSeq and is a predicted model, not a curated record. NCBI's taxonomy places the organism in Eukaryota, Fungi, Ascomycota, Eurotiomycetes, Eurotiales, Aspergillaceae.
AUGAAAACCAGCAGAAACAUCCCAACCUCGCCAGCACUCACAUCAGACCCAAACCCAGCCCCUCCAUUCCGCAGUGUCUCCGCCUGCAACAGAUGUCGUCUCCGCAAACACCGCUGUGAUCAACGCCUGCCUCGCUGCGAGUCAUGCGAGAAAGCCCAAGUCCGCUGCGUGGGCUACGACCCGCUCACCAAGCAAGAAGUCCCACGCAGCUACGUAGCCUUCCUCGAAAGCCGCGUCAAGUAUCUCAACCAAGUCCUCAUCGACCACGGCAUCGGGUUCAAGCCCGCUACCGCCUACGACGAGGAAGAAGCGCUGAAGAUGGAAACCGGCCAUUCGCCGAGGUUGGAGGCGGGGCCACGGGAGACGAGAGAAUUGCCAGAGCAGUCGGAGACCCAAACGGGGAUGGGGGCGCGCACGGCCCGUAAGAGGAAGUGGACUCCGUCUUCGGAGGACACCAUUCCGACUAGACAGGCCAAGCGCUUGGCGCAGUUAAAUGUUCUUCUUACGGAGUUGUUGACGGAUGGAUGUGACCAUCGUCAUUGUUCGCGGGAUCCGGGUGGGGGAUAUUUGCGUGCUGCUCGUAGGCAGCGUGUACAGGAGGACUCGAGGGAGCAGAGAUUGCCGUGGUCGCCGCGGAGUGUGGAUUCGAUUGAGCAAGAUAACCGCGUGACGAGGUCUGCGUCCCCGGGGUCAUUGCACGAGCCAUAUCAUUAUCCCAGGGCGACUCCUGGGCGUGGCUCGUCGAUGAUCGGUGGUGAAACUAUGAGAGCGGAUCAUGGGCGUGAAGUGCGUGACGCGAAAAGACAGCCUAGGGUUGAGCUUGAUUUGGUUAACUUCGAGUCUGAGAUCAUGCCUCUUGCUGGGGGUGGUAAAGUGCGGAACGCCAAUGUCGUUCGGCAUUUGAAUGUUUCCAGCCGUGCGUCGUCGCCGGAUGAUGAGGGCCGUUCUAGUCCCGAGCCCAAAUUUGAUAUUGCUGCUGAUCUGCUUCGAGGACGGAGGGAGAGGGAGAGGGCUAAUUACGAUCUGCUGGAUGAAUUCCUUGUUGACUGGACUGAGUGA